UUCGUAAUCCGAAACCAAUUCUUCAGACGAUGUGAGGUCCCUACUAAAUCAAAGUAUCAUUUACUGGAAAAAGAAAACAUUCGUGAAGAGCUUAUCUCUUUCCUAGAAACCCCUUUGAAGGAAUAUAUUCAAGGGCUUCUUGAUGAAUUUAAAGGAUCAAAGGGAGGAAAUAUACCAGAAAUAAGGAAUAGAUGCCUUUCAGUUUUAUCACAAAUGUCUCCAGAAAUGAACUCAACAAAUGAAAUUCCCCAGAUUGUGAAAGAAUUUCUGUUUCAAAAACCUGGUAUACGUGGUUUUGGUAUCCUGGAUUUAUCAAACUUAAGGGUAUUCAUAGAAAAUAUUGCAGAAAUCGAGUCGCUGAAAUCUGAAUUAUAUCUCAAAAUCGUAUGCGAUAAAAUAAAAAUUCAAAAUUAUGUAGAACAAGGAGAUAAAAUUUAUUUAAAUAAGAAAACUGACAAUACACAAUUUUCCUAUGCCACGGUUGGUGCUCUACUGAAAGACGAUGGCGAAGGCGAAGUCUAUGGAUUAACUUGUCAUCAUGCUUUAACUCAAGAGAAACAACAAGUGUACACUUUAUCUCCAGACACUUCCAAACUCUCAAAAGUCGGUGAAUGCAUUUAUUCAGAUGAAAAACCUCUCCACGAUUUUGCAGUUUUCCAAAUAGAUAAAGGCAAAGAAAGACACUGCAAUACGACCUUUUUGAAUAGAAUGGAAGAUCCAUGCAACGUUAAUAUUCACCAAGGACUCGUACCGUCAAACGCUGUCGUACAUAAAAAGGGAGCCACGUCUAACUUUACUGAUGGUCGGAUAUUGAGCCCAGAGUUUUAUUAUAAGCUGUUGGGGGAUGAACAAGAAAAAUUCCCUUUUUUAUUCCUAGUCUCCAGUUUAGACUCAGGUGAUCACCCAUUCUCUGCUGAAGGCGAUUCUGGCUCGGUGGUUUUCCAUCACGACAGUUCCCUUGACCAGACGUCAGUGUCAGCCCUGGGGCUCGUCACCGGGAGGAUAAUUGACGUCCGAGACGAGAGUUCGACCGAGGCUCUAAAUGCCACAGUUUGCUUCAGACUAAAUACAGCGCUUUCUCGCCUUUCAGAGAAGAAGCAAUGGAACUUAAAAUUCGAAGACUCUCGUUGA
Molecule: messenger RNA, 1131 nt
Organism: Saccostrea cuccullata (small rock oyster)
Lineage: Eukaryota; Metazoa; Mollusca; Bivalvia; Ostreida; Ostreidae
Exons: 3
Coding region: 214-1131 (305 amino acids)
Source: RefSeq, a predicted model, not a curated record